CCUCCGGCGCCCUUCGGGUGGCUCCCGGGUCCGACCGCCCUAAGAGUCAGCGUCCGCAGCCGCCGGCGCUCCCUCGCCCCCGCCCCCUCUGGACCCUCCCCCAGUCGCCRCGGUCUGGCAGCGCCUGGCCGGCGGCCCGCAGGCGGGCCGCCCUCUCCGCCCGUAGCCCACCCCCCUCUUAAAGCAGCGGCGGGAAGAUGAGGUUUCGGGAGCCACUUCUAGGCGGCAGCGCCGCGAUGCCCGGCGCGUCCCUGCAGCGGGCCUGCCGCCUGCUCGUGGCCGUCUGCGCGCUGCACCUCGGCGUCACCCUCGUCUACUACCUGGCCGGUCGCGACCUGAGCCGCUUACCCCAGCUGGUCGGAGUCUCCACAUCGCUGCAGGGCGGCUCGAACGGCGCCACCUCCAACGGGCAGACCUCCGGGGAGCUCCGGCCCGGCGGGGCCCGACCGCCGCCUCCUUUAGGCGUCUCCUCUGAGCCUCGCCCGGGGCUCGACUCCAGCCCUGGUGCAAAUUCUGGCCCUGGUCUCGCGAGUAACUUGACUUCGGCCCCAGUGUCUUCCACCUCAGCACUGUCGCUGCCUGCUUGCCCUGAGGAGUCCCCGCUGCUCGUUGGCCCCAUGCUGAUUGAAUUUAACAUUCCUGUGGAUCUGGAACUUUUGGCAAAGAAGAACCCAGAGGUAAAGGUGGGUGGCCGUUACACCCCCAAGGACUGCAUCUCUCCUCACAAGGUGGCCAUCAUUAUUCCAUUCCGCAACCGGCAGGAACACCUCAAGUAUUGGCUGUAUUACUUGCACCCAAUCCUGCAGCGCCAGCAGCUGGAUUAUGGCAUUUAUGUUAUCAACCAGGCUGGAGAUACCAUGUUCAAUCGCGCGAAGCUCCUCAAUAUUGGUUUUCAAGAAGCCCUGAAGGACUAUGACUACAACUGCUUUGUGUUUAGUGAUGUAGACCUCAUUCCAAUGGAUGACCACAAUGCCUACAGGUGUUUCCCACAGCCACGGCACAUUUCAGUUGCAAUGGACAAGUUUGGAUUUAGCCUACCUUAUGUUCAGUAUUUUGGAGGUGUCUCUGCUCUAAGUAAACAACAGUUUUUGACCAUCAAUGGAUUUCCUAAUAAUUACUGGGGCUGGGGAGGAGAAGAUGAUGACAUCUUUAACAGAUUAGUUUUUAGAGGCAUGUCUAUAUCUCGCCCAAAUGCUGUGAWCGGGAGGUGUCGCAUGAUCCGCCACUCGAGAGACAAGAAAAAUGAACCCAACCCUCAGAGGUUUGACCGAAUUGCACACACAAGGGAUACAAUGCGCUAUGAUGGUUUGAACUCACUUACCUACCAUGUGUUGGAUGUACAGAGAUACCCAUUGUAUACCAAAAUCACAGUGGACAUCGGUACACCAAGCUAGCAUCUUGGUACAAAUUAAGGACGUGAAAAUGGCCAGAGACCUCUGCUGUUUCUCGGCCAGUCUGCUGGGCUGGUCCCUCUCAUUUGUACAAUCUGAGUGAUAGGUCYCCUCACUCAUCAUUCAGAUGCCUUUCCAGAUGACCAGGACAAGUGGAAUAUUUUGCCCCCAACUUGGCUCGGCAUAUGACUUCUUAGCUGUAYAAGGUGUUUGUCAGUGUAGACUGUCAGCAUUUGGGUGCUUCUUGACAUUUUCACAGUGACACCCCAAAGAGUCAGAACUGUGCACAGUUCAGAAUUUGUAGACUGUGGGGCUUGUUCCCACUGAUAAAAUGGCUAAAUUGUGAAAUGGGUAAGAAUUUUUGCUCUAAAUUGUGGUGAAUUUCAUG
Molecule: messenger RNA, 1779 nt
Organism: Urocitellus parryii (Arctic ground squirrel)
Lineage: Eukaryota; Metazoa; Chordata; Mammalia; Rodentia; Sciuridae
Gene: B4galt1
Product: beta-1,4-galactosyltransferase 1
Biological process (GO): protein N-linked glycosylation; carbohydrate metabolic process
Cellular component (GO): Golgi apparatus
Molecular function (GO): cytoskeletal protein binding; beta-N-acetylglucosaminylglycopeptide beta-1,4-galactosyltransferase activity
Source: RefSeq, a predicted model, not a curated record